Messenger RNA from Calypte anna (Anna's hummingbird), 5929 nucleotides. It is a transcript of the gene ABCB7, whose product is annotated as ATP binding cassette subfamily B member 7. Gene Ontology annotation, molecular function: ATP hydrolysis activity; ABC-type transporter activity; ATP binding. NCBI's taxonomy places the organism in Eukaryota, Metazoa, Chordata, Aves, Apodiformes, Trochilidae. The transcript is spliced from 16 exons. The coding region runs from base 18 to 2264 and encodes 748 amino acids. Gene Ontology annotation, biological process: transmembrane transport; intracellular iron ion homeostasis. The record is from RefSeq and is a predicted model, not a curated record. Gene Ontology annotation, cellular component: mitochondrial inner membrane.
UCUGCCGCCCGCACAAGAUGGCGGUGCUGAGGGCUCCGCGGAGCCUCCUGGCAGCCGCCUCCCGCAAGCGCCGGCUCCUCGCCCUCCUUCUGCUGCGGCCUCCGGCUGCCGCCUGCGCUCAGGGCUGGCUGGCGGGGAGCGGGCGGCGGCGGGGCUCGGGGAGCGGCCAGAUUCCACCAAUUAGCAAGCAAAGAUCAUGGCACAGUCUGGGAGGAGAUUAUUCAAGGCCAUUGUUAGAGCCUUCAGAGAUCCUCCCGAGGUGGCAACUCAUAGAGAAGAGAAUGUGUUGGCAUGGCCAUGCAGGUGGAGGACUUCACACAGAUCCAAAGGAAGGGCUGAAAGAGAUAGAUGCCAAAAAGAUUAUCAGAGCCAUGUUUUCUUACGUGUGGCCCAAAGACAGACCAGACCUGAGAGCCAGAGUGGUCAUCUCUCUGGGGUUUCUAGCAAGUGCAAAGGCCAUGAAUAUACUGGUUCCCUUCAUGUUUAAAUAUGCAGUGGACAACCUCAACCAGUUAUCUGGCAACAUCCUGCACCUUGGGGAUGCACCAAACACAGUGGCAACUGUGGCAACUGCUGUGCUCGUGGGCUAUGGUAUCUCAAAAGCUGGGGCAGCGUUAUUUAAUGAGGCUAGAAAUGCAGUAUUUGGGAAAGUAGCUCAAAAUUCAAUCAGGAGGAUAGCAAAGAAUGUUUUCCUGCAUCUUCACAACCUGGAUUUGGCAUUCCACCUAAGCAGGCAAACUGGAGCCCUGUCAAAAACCAUUGACAGAGGAACACGAGGCAUCAGUUUUGUUCUCAGUGCUCUGGUGUUUAAUCUGGGACCCACCAUGUUUGAAGUGGCCCUGGUCAGUGGAGUUCUGUAUUACAGAUGUGGUGCGGAGUUCGCUUUGGUGACCCUGGGGACUCUGGGAGCCUACGCAGCCUUCACGAUAGGAAUCACACAGUGGAGGACAAAGUUUCGAAUAGAAAUGAACAAAGCAGAUAACGACGCGGGCAACGCCGCCAUCGACUCACUGCUGAAUUAUGAGACUGUGAAGUAUUUCAAUAAUGAAAAAUACGAAGCCCAACGGUAUGAUGAAUUCCUGAAGACUUAUGAAAAGGCCUCCCUGAAGACUACCUCAAGUUUAGCUCUCCUCAACUUUGGACAAAGUGCUAUAUUCAGCAUUGGCUUAACAGCCAUCAUGGUGCUUGCUAGCCAGGGCAUUGUUGCAGGCAGCCUUUCUGUUGGAGAUCUAGUAAUGGUGAAUGGAUUGCUGUUCCAGCUUUCUCUGCCCCUAAACUUCCUGGGAACAGUGUACAGAGAGACAAGACAAGCACUGCUAGAUAUGAACACCUUGUUCACACUUCUCAGUGUAGAUACCAAAAUUAAAGACAAAGAGCUGGCUCCACCCCUGCAGAUCACACCACAGACUGCUGACAUUGCCUUUGAGAAUGUGCAUUUUGAAUACCUUGAGGGGCAGAAAGUCCUUGCUGGAGUGUCUUUUGAGGUCCCUGCAGGAAAGAAAGUGGCCAUUGUAGGAGGUAGUGGGUCAGGGAAAAGCACAAUUGUGAGGUUGUUGUUUCGUUUCUAUGAACCUCAGAAGGGAAAUAUUUACAUUGCUGGACAGAAUAUAAGAGAUGUCAGUUUGGAAAGUCUGAGGAAGUCCCUGGGAGUUGUACCUCAGGAUGCUGUUCUCUUCCAUAAUACCAUCUAUUACAAUCUGCUCUAUGGCAACAUUGGUGCCACCCCAGAGGAGGUUUAUGCUGUGGCAAAGCUGGCGGGGAUCCACGACGCGAUCCUGCGGAUGCCCAAGGGUUACAACACCCAGGUUGGGGAGAGAGGGCUCAAGCUCUCAGGAGGAGAAAAGCAAAGAGUUGCAAUCGCUCGAGCAAUGUUAAAGGAGCCUCCGAUUCUUCUGUAUGAUGAAGCCACAUCAUCUUUAGAUUCAAUUACAGAAGAGAACAUUCUCAGUGCCAUGAGGGACCUGGUGAAGCACCGCACCUCGGUUUUCAUCGCUCACCGCCUGUCCACAGUGGUGGAUGCAGAUGAAAUCAUUGUGCUGGAUCAGGGUAAAGUUGUGGAACGUGGUAGGCACAAAGAUCUCCUUGCAAGUCCCAACAAUCUCUACUCUGAAAUGUGGCACACGCAGAGCAGCAAAGCACUGAACAGUCACAACCACCCCCACUGGGAAGGGAGAGGGAGUCGGGUGUCCAAGGAGGAGGAAAGGAAGAAACUGGAAGAAGAAAUAAACAGUAGUGUGAAAGGCUGUGGGAACUGUUCAUGCUGAGUUCUGGUCCUGAAUUCAGUCUCUAGAAGAGGUUAAAACUGCAGCAGGUGACAGUGAAACACAACUCUUGUGUCCGAGUCGGCGUUCAGACAACUUCUGGGUUUUGCAGCUUUUGUGUUCUACUGUUUCUCAGAGGGGUGGAAUUUCAACCAAAGGAAUUCUAUUUUUACAUCUUUAGAAAUCUCUACUAUUCAGUGGCAUCUGCAAGAGCUCAGCUUUUUCAAAAACUUAAAACUUCUCAACCAAGAGUGUAAUUUAUGGCAAUUUUUAGGCAUUGGUAAAUUCUCCUGGUAGUUGCUUGAGGUGGAUUAUUAAAUUGUAGACAGAUCUGUCCCUGGUUUACAUUAUUUCCCAUCAUUAAUGGUUGAUAAAUGUCAUGUUUUAAUUGUAAUUGGGCUAAUUUGAACUCAUUUGCUAGUGAGGAAGGUGCAAUUUAAAUUGCUCUGGUUUAAAAUGCUCUUCCUUGUAAAGAAUAAGAAAAUCCUCAGCAAAAUAUUAGAGGCUUCUAGUAGCAAACUAAACAUCAGAAUUAUCCCUUCAAAAAGAAAUUUCAGACUGGACCUUCAGGAAACGUAUUGGUGUUACUCUACAAGAAAACUGGCAAAAAUCUGGAAUUGACAAAAUAUUGUGUGGCUGCACAGGAGACAUACAGAAUGCUGCAUGUAGAUAGGAAGAAUCAGAAGUUCCCUUUAGAUUAAGAAAAAGUCAGAGCUGAGGAUUAUCAACCCUCAGCAUCUGCUGGAGUAGUCAGAGCAGAAUGCAGUCCCUUUUCCUAUUUCAGUCGUGGUCUUAGGGAGCAAUUAAGAUUCAAUAAAGGCUUCCAUCAAUUUCUAUUAUGUCAUUAAUGUAUGAGAAAAUGUCCUGGAUAAUGGUGAAAGCGUGGCUAGAAUAAUCUCCUCGUGUCAAUAGUCAAAAAACUCUUCAGUGUCAAGAAAAGCUCAGUCUCUGUGGUUUGCAGGACACUGCAGGUGUGUGGGGUUUGUGUGGUGAGGGUUGGGUAGUGGGGGGCUGCACCCCUGAGCCCAUCAGCCACGGUGGUGGUGCCUCUGGGGAGAUGUAUUUCAGAAGAGGGAAAAAAAACCCUGCAGUGGAACAGGAGGUGGAGAGAGGAGUGAGAAUACGUGAGAGGAACAGCUCUGCAGACAGCAGGAGUGGGGAAGGAGGAGCUCCAGGUGCCCAAGCAGAGAUUUGCCCCUGGUGAAGUCCCUGCUGAGGCUGAGUGUCCCCUUGCAGCCCCUGGAGGUCCAUGAUGGAGCAGAAAAGAACCUGGAGGUCCACAGUGAGCAGGUAUCCACCUUCACCCCACAGCAGAGGAGGUGGAUGUGCCCAAAGGAGGCUGAGACCUUGUGGAGAGUCCACACUGGAGCAGGGGAAGGGUGUGAAGAGCAGGGAAGGACAUGGAACUGUCCCCACGCCCCAUUCCCUGUCCCCACGCCCCAUUCCCUGUCCCCAAACCCCAUUCCCUGUCCCCCUGAGCUGCUGGGAGGAACUUGGUGAAAUUGAGCCUGGGAGGAAGGGAGGGGUGGGGGUAGGUGUUUUAAGAUUUGGUUUAUUUUUUUCAUUACCCUUCUCUUACUUCUGAUUGGCAAUAAAUCAAUCUCCCUGAGUGGAGUCCCUUUCUCCUGUGAUGUCCCUGUCCUUGUCCUGACCCACCAGAUAUUUGGUUUAUUUUCUCUCCCCUGUGCAGCUGAGGAGGGCAGGGAUGGAGCAGCUUGGUGGGCACCAGCAUCCAGCCCAAAGUCAGCACACCCCAACAGUAUUGUGGCUUUUUUAGGCUUUGAGGUAAAUUUUCAGGGGGAUUUACCAGAUGUUAGCCAUGGUAUUUAUUAUUUCCUAUGUCUCUAUAUAUGUAAAAAAAAAAAAAAAAAAAAUUAUAGGAACUGUUCAGGUAUAAUUCUUCAUGGUGAAUUUAAAAAUAAAAAUCUUUGUCUUAUAUGUUGAAAAGGAAUUUUUUUUCCCUCUGGGGAACGAUACCAGUAUAAUUACACUGAUAAAUUAUGUUUGUAAAUCAGAUGCAAGAUUUCUUAAGGUGGGCAGUGGCAAAGCACUGAAUUUCUGGAGCUUUAGUUGCAAAUAGUGUUUAUUUUUUUUUGUUACACCCUCCCCUGAAACUUAAUAGAGGAACAAUAACUUCAGGGAAACCUUUGCUCUCUCUCCUGCUAGGCACUCACUUCCUCUCUGUGAAAAUGAUGGGUGAAAAAAACCCCAACCUGGCAUCAAUCUCUGGGUGAAAAUUAUUUUUAAAGCAUAAGGAAUACAAGGACUUGGAUUUUCAUCCUUGGAAUGCAAAGCAAAGUGAAGUCUUGUUAACGUGGUAGUAAUUCCAGAUUCUUCUGGCAUACAAUCUGCCUUUUAUUUUCACUAAUUGUCUCCUUUUUUGGUCCCUGACAGCAGUAAGUUUGACUAUAAAGGUUCCGUUAUCUCUGAACUGCCAGGAACUGUUAGCAAAGGUUUAUUAAAAAGUCUUUUUAUGUUGAAAUCCAUAAAGGGUUUGAUCCAGCUCCUGUCUCUGCCGUGGGUUUUGAUGCUGAUCAAGGUGCUGCAGCUUUGUCCAGCUCCAAGGGGCUGAGGGGAGAUGACUCUAAUGAGGGCUUGUCCUAAAAGAGGAAGAGUUGUAAAUGAGGCAGCAUUUGGGGGAUGUAGGACUGAGACUUGGUGCCUCUUGCCUGCUAGAAAGUAAAUCUUGGGCUCUCUUUUUUCUUUCUUUUUUCCUUUUUCUUUCUUUCUUUUCUUUUUCUUUUUUUCUUUUUUUUUCUUUUUUUUAAUUAUUAUUUUUAACUUUUAUUCCUGACUCCCAGGUGUCACCCUAUAAAGGAGACAUUUCAAACACUGGAUGGGAGAGUCAUAACUUUGGAGAGGCUCUCACAGCAGAGCACUGAUUCCUGAGACAGGGAAUGUGGUGCCUCUUUCCAAAGGAAAUGGAUUAAUUUUGGAGCCUUUCACAGCCUCUCUGGAUCUUGGUAAUUCUGCUUGUGCUGUAAUCAGGAACUUCAUUUUUCUAAACAGCAGCUUUUCAUACUCUGGACUUUUAGCUGGUUCUUUUUCAAAAUUCAGGUCAUUACCAUCAUUGUAAAAAUCCUUGUCUGCAAUUUCAGAGUGGAAAAAAGACAUUUAAUUUCUCUUUCCCUUUUCUCCUGUUUUCAAAGGAAAUGUGUUUGUGAAAAAUAUUUUUAAAAGGAGCUGCUGCUUGCAGUGUGCAGUCACCUGGUAACUAUGAACCUACAGAAUUUCAUUUUAAUUCUCAUGUAAAGCCUUACAGGCACGGGGUAUGAAGACACAGCACACAAAGUUUUGGCUGUUUUGCUUCCAGAUGAACAAAUUAAAUUAGUGGUUUGGGGAGGUUGUUUUGCAUUUUACAGGUAGAAAUUCAUCUUUUGCUACUUGCAGGUUUCCCUCAGUUUACUCUCAGCAGUUGUUACGUGGAUUGGUAGUUACCCACUUCUCCUAAUGUUGAGAUUUUAAAUUAUGUUCAAGUUUAUUUGCAGAAUGGAACUGUGAAAUACACAUUGACCAGGAAGGUGAUGGAUGUUCAACUGAAAAAAAAAAUAAAUAUUAAGAUCAUGUUGUGUAAACAUUCUGCUGGAAGAUUUCUUACUCUGCCUCCUGUUGUUCAUUUGUGUGUAGAUAAUUAUUAUUAAAUAAAAGAUUUAUAUUUGUGAAUAGAA